This is a messenger RNA of Impatiens glandulifera, 1274 nucleotides long. RefSeq names its product calcium uniporter protein 2, mitochondrial. Gene Ontology annotation, cellular component: mitochondrial inner membrane; uniplex complex. Bases 112 to 1128 code for a protein of 338 amino acids. Lineage: Eukaryota; Viridiplantae; Streptophyta; Magnoliopsida; Ericales; Balsaminaceae. The record is from RefSeq and is a predicted model, not a curated record. Gene Ontology annotation, biological process: mitochondrial calcium ion homeostasis; calcium import into the mitochondrion. Gene Ontology annotation, molecular function: calcium channel activity; uniporter activity. The transcript is spliced from 2 exons.
UUCAUUAACAAGUAAACCCUAUUUUGCCUCCAUAAUCUCCUCUCUCUACAGAGCUCUAAUCAAAAUCAAUGGCGGUCUUUUAGCAAAGAAGAAGAAGAAGAAGAAGAAUCAAUGGCGUUCAAGAGAAUGCUUGCAUCACCAUUAUUCAACAUCACCAAAAUCUCCAGGCCAACCCUAACAUCUUCCUAUUCCGCUGUCCAGACCCUUCUUCCUCCCACGCCGCCGGAUAGACUCGUUUCCGAUCUCGGAGAUGACUCAAGGUUCUGUUUGCUCCGUCAAUGGCGUUCAAUUUAUCAGUCGGCUGUAAUAGCUCCGGACAUUCGAUCAUUUCCGGCAGGAGAGAAGCUACGGGAGAGGUUACGGGAUUUGGAUAUAAGGAAGGAUAGGAUUAGGCUCGAUGGACUUAGUCCUCCUUCGUUCCACGCAGAUCUGACGUCUUCGAAUGCGAAUGUUACGGUAGACGCGGCGAAGAAGUUGAUUAAAUUGUCGCCGAUUCAUUUGGUGAAGUUGCGACUCAGACAGAUGACGAUGGAUCAUAUUACUUAUUCUGAAUUGGUUCGUAUCUGUAGUGAAGAAUGUUCGAGUAAGGAGGUAGCUUUGGAAAUGGCGGAGACGCUUGGGAAAUCGUGUGUAGUGAUUGUAUUGGAUGAUACUGUGUUCUUGAAACCUGAUAAGGUUAUGAAAGUUGUGAGCAGUCUACUCCCCCAUCGAUCAUCAGACAAAAACGAUCCAAGAUUCAAGGAGCUCGAAGAAAUGGAGAAGCAAAAGAACAUAAUAGAAAACAAGGCAAUAUCUCUUGUCCGAAAAGAGUUAUGGUUCGGGCUUGGUUACCUAAUAGCUCAAACUGGUCUUUUCAUGAAACUCACUUUCUCUACACUCAAUUGGGACGUGAUGGAACCUAUCUGUUUCUACGUAACUUCGUUUUACUUCCUGGCCUGCUAUGCUUUCUUCCUCAUGACGUCUAUAGAACCUUCAUUUGUGGGAUUCUAUCAGAGCCGAAUCGCUGUUAAGAAGAAGAAGCUGAUGAAGAAAUUCGAUUUCAAUGUUGAGAGGUAUAACGAACUCUUGGCUGUCUUCUAUCCUUAUUCGGAUUCACAAGCCAUUGUUGGACAAGAAAUAGUAACAUAACAUAGAAUCAUAGAAUGAUAUUUGAUGUACAAUUUUCAUUUUGUUGUUUAUUUUAAGAUAGUAGUGUUGGGUUAGAGUGUAACGGCAUAUACCUUUAAAGCUAUAAUUGAGAUAUUGCACUAAAUAAUACCAAUUUUCUUAUGAUA